ACCUAUAAAUAUAUGUGGGUGACCAGCCACUGGUUCCCCACCCUCCUCACCAUCUCACUGCAGCGCUGCAGCCUGCAGGUAGCUACCGACAGCAGCAGAAGCAGCAAUCAGCUCUGCUCUUCCACCCCUCCAAUGGCCAAGAUCCAGCCCCUGCCUGCAGCCUCAUCGCCUCCCUCCUGCUCACCCUCCGGGGAUGAGCCCCAAAUCCUGCAGAAGCAGGCAGCGUACACGGUGUGGAUGAAGUCGCUGGUGUUCAACGGCAACGGCUGCACCGUGUACGGCGCCGACGGCGGCGUCGCCUUCCGCGUCGACAACUACGGCUGCAGGGGCGGCCCCGAGGUCUUCUUCAUGGACCGCGCCGGCAAGACCCUCAUCAGGAUCCAAAGAAAGAGCUUCGGGAUGUUCAGGAGGUGGGAGGCCUGCCGGUACUUCGACGACGGCGAGGAGACGAGGCCGUGGUUCAGCGUGCAGAAGGCUGGCAAGAACGGAGCCGCCGUGAGAAUACAUGGCUGCGGGAGGACGUUCACCAUCGACGGGUGCGCGCGCAAAUCGGACUACAAAAUCACCGGCGCAGACGGCGCGGUCGCGGCGGCGAUCGGGCGGAAGCAGACGGCGUCCGGGGUUGUGCUGGGGGAGGACGUCCUGGCGCUGACAGUGGGGUCGGGCAUGGAUCAUCUGCUCGCCUUGGGUUUGGUGGUCAUAUGUGGCCUCAUGAACCGGUGCCUGUGAAGCUUGGAAUAGCUGAAGAUCCUCCAUGGUCAUAUGUGGCAUCACAAAGGCGUCAAGAACGAAUUUGUUCUUUUUUUGGUGUGGUUUUUGCAGCUAUAGUUUGGUUGUUAGGAGGACACAUAGUGACUUUAGGGAGAGUUUGUUUCAUAAGUGGCAGUUUGGGUCCUUUUUUCCCCCACCAAUCUGAGGAUGAUUUCCCUUUUUGGUGGAUGGUUUUUACUGGAUCCUAUAUUGCAAGAUUGUAAGGUGGUAACCAUGUCUUCGCUGUAAUUGUUAUGGGCAUUAUUUGAUCAUAAGUUUAGCUUGAGAAAAUGCAAGGCCUUGUGGUAAAAAGAAGAAGAAGAAGUGAUUAUUAUUGAUAGCCUCGUUCGGAUCC
Molecule: messenger RNA, 1105 nt
Organism: Panicum hallii
Lineage: Eukaryota; Viridiplantae; Streptophyta; Magnoliopsida; Poales; Poaceae
Product: protein LURP-one-related 11-like
Exons: 1
Coding region: 13-729 (238 amino acids)
Source: RefSeq, a predicted model, not a curated record